CCCCUUUAUUUUCCAGAAUCCUUCGAAUGUUACGAUAGCUGCCUCCAUUAUCGAUCGACGUGCCUACGAAACGAGACGUGUAAUCAUCAUCUGAAACGGUUUCAGACAACUUGUGGUUAUGAAUUGAAUGUAUGCUCCGGAACAUCGCCAUCCGACUGUGUCUAUCAUUUGCACCGGAUACGGGACACUUUUCCUACAAAGACCUGCACAUGUUAUGAAGCUAUUGGAUUCUCCGAAGAAUGUGAUUUUUUUCGCCAAAUCAUCUGGAACCACCCUUGUGAACGUAAAUUGAAAGACGUCGGAGAGGAGAUCAAAAUUUCGCAUCGAAAACUCAUGCAAAUCAAACCGAAACCUGCUGAAAUUUUGUCUGAAAAUGUGCCGAAACCAGUUUUCGGUGGCGGUGAAAAACGACGAACAACAAGGACGCCCGUAGCUGAUCAGAUACAUCAGUGGAAGCGGCAGCUGAGUGGUGACUGCAAAAAAGCGACAAUUCUUCAAAAAACGUGUGAUGCAGCUUUAUACCAAGUGUGCCUAAAACAUGUCUCCUGUGCUCAAUUAUGGUCCAUGUUUCGAAAAAACUGCGAUGUGGACCAGGAUAAUCAGUGUCGAAUGGUGGAUCGAGAAGUGUGUUGGCAGAGUUUCGAAGGUCUAACAUGGUCCGGUUUGGGCGAUUGCCAGUGUACCUCGUCAAACUCUUCGGAUUGCCAUUGGAUUCGGUUGCAUACCAAUUAUAAUAAAUGUAUAUACGAAAUCUCAAAAUCCGGUCGAUUCCCAGUGCUCCAGACGCUGGCUCAGCGGACGCGUGAAGAUCGGGAGAAUGAGCAACGAAUGAUGAGUGAGCAAUAUCAGCGAAGAUAUGAGAAUCGACAACAGAAUGUGCCUACGACGACUAGCACAACCACAACAACUACCACAACUACACCUCGACCUACAACCACAACUACAACUACAACAACUACAAUACCCCCUCCAACACGCUCACCUCCUCCGCCUCGAGCUCCGCCCGCAACUACAGUACCUCCAUGGUGGUCGCAACCUGCGACACAAUUGCCACGUCAUCGAGACACAUCAUAUAGACAGAAUAACUUCCGGCUGAAGGCUGUUAUCGAUCCGCCAACGACGACGAUGGGAUACGCGUGGCAAGAAUAUCAAGGACCCAAAAAAGAAACGCCUGAAAUGUUCAAACCCAAAAGGACCAGUGCUAGUGAUUUUUUGUGGUCCCAAAAAGUAUUUCAAAAAAAAAUUUUUUCGAAAAAAAUUUUUUUUUUGAAAAAAAGAAACAAAAGAGCGAAUCCUCCGAGUUUUCCUAACUUAAAUUUUUCAACACAAAUUGAUUUUAUAAUUUCCAAAAAGUGCAAAAAUUCAAAUUUUCCAGGAUCCUCGUGCCCCGAUGCCAUCCGUCGCUGCGAAUCCGUCGAUGAGUGUCGCUGGCAUCUUGGAGAGCUUCGGGUCCGUUGCUCAGCCACUGCCACGUGUAAACGAGAGGAGUGUGCGGCGAGUCUUCAACGAUUCUCAAUGUAUGUUCCAUUCGCGUUGGUGGAGAGUAUCAUGUUUUGUCAUUGUGCGCCAGAGGAUGAGAAUUGUUUGAUGCAGCAGAUUCUAAAGAGCCAAAAAAAAUCCCCCCAAAAAAUUGAAAAACUACUUUUAAUUGUGAAAAACAAAAAUAGUAUCAAAAUAACUGAAAACUUCCUCCUAAUUUUUGAUGAAUUCCAGGAAAUGAUCUACCCAAAGUGCCUCUACAAAUCGUCUGGCUUCAUGCAAACGUGCACUCAAUCCGUCCAAAAGUGCGACCAAGACACUCGCUGCAAACAUAUAAGACACGCCCUGCAAGCGCACUGCCCGGUGAAGAAUGGAGAGUGCGCGAGAAGCUCGUUGGAUGAUUGUAGGAGGACUAUUUUGUCGGCGAGAGCGUCUAUCCUGGAACAACCAUGUUUUUGCAAACUAUCGGAUGUGCAAUGUCUGGCUCAUCAGAAUACAAUGAUCCCAACAAAUCCCUGCAUUGAGAAUGCCAUGAUUGAAUAUUCAAGAAUCAUGGGGUACAAUAAACCGGGUCUCGCCACGAAUCGAGUCACGAGUACUGUAGAUGAGGUUGAAGGGAGGAAUAAGGAUGAACAAGAGGAAGAUGAAGAGGAGGACGAACCGAUUAGAAGGACCGCUAGUACGGUAGAUAUCGAGCUUGAUUAUAAUGAGAUCAGUCACAUUCCAAUAACUACAGUAACAUUUGCCCCAGCAGUGGCUCCCAAGACCACCUACCGACCCUAUCAACAACAAAAUAAUAGGAAACGAAUGCGAACAACGACAACUACAACAACACGCGCACCAAUGACAACAUCCGCUCCUACAGUAAUCCGAACUACAAAAACUACGAAGACUACAACCACGACUACAACAACAACUACAAUGUCUCCUCCAAUGGUGACGUCAAAGAAAUCCAGUUUUUUGGAUUUAUUCGGAAUUUUUGGAAAAAAAGAAACUGCAAAUGUGGAUUUGGAGCAAAAAAUCAUAAAACCUGAGCAAUUGGAAAAUUCGGAAAAAGAACAAAUGAAUGAAGAAGAAAUGAUGAUCAAAAAAUCGCACGAUUCUCCGAAAAAAACGAAAUUCCGAACUACAGUAACCCCGCCGAUCACUUCGGAAGCUCCGCCCCCAUGGAUCUCAACAACACCUACGGUACCCACAACAACUACAGUAUUCACGACACAUGCUCCACCCCCAAUGGAAGGAUGUAAUACAAAAGAUGCGAAUGGAAGAGAGAUUUUCACUCAUAUUGGAGCGAUUAUGAGGAAAUACGUCGAUUGGUCGGGUCGUUGCUCCACAUGGUGUGAGUGUGAAUCAGAGGAUCAUUUGGCAUGUGCAGCAAUGCCAUGUCUAGACCAUGGGACAUGUGAUGCGCCGCUAACAACUAUUGAAUUUGGUGAACGAGUCUUCCUCAAAGACCGUGGCGCGUGCUACUGUGAAACUGGAAAUUUCGUGUGUGAAUUUGCGGAAGAGGCACCGGAAAUGUAUCCAGGACUCUAUAUGUCAAUUGGAUACUCUCAAAAAGAUGUGGAAUUGAUCAGAAAAACAGUUCCGCGGGAAAUUCUGGAUAAAGCUGGAUUUUCCUCCUCCGACGCUUCAACAGAUAUCGCCUCUCGAAUGCAAAUCGCUUUUGAGCGAAUUUUACCUAAGAAUCUACAAUGUCGAAUAGUAACAAUGAAUGAGCUCUCGGAGCCGGGAAACGCGCUCUACCGUAUCGAGUGGUACGGUAGAAAUGAGAUGUUCAAUCAUACAAGGACCAAGUGGCACUCGGAUGGGGCGGAGAAGAUCUGCUCACCGUACGUACGAAAAUUGGCCGAUCACUUUUCGCUCAACGAAUCACCACGUUUUCAGUUGGUACUGUCAACUGUAAAACAAGUCAAAGUUCUCGACUAUUUGGAUGGGUUGCCACAGUCUGGUGCUGCUGGCGGACAAAAAUUAUAUUUCGCGGGUUUUUUCAAAUUUCAUCACAUUUUUCUCAUCAUCAUGCUCAGUUUCUUAGCGUUUUAG
Messenger RNA from Caenorhabditis briggsae, 3522 nucleotides. Gene Ontology annotation, biological process: nervous system development. The record is from RefSeq and is a predicted model, not a curated record. Lineage: Eukaryota; Metazoa; Nematoda; Chromadorea; Rhabditida; Rhabditidae. Gene Ontology annotation, cellular component: external side of plasma membrane; signaling receptor complex. Gene Ontology annotation, molecular function: signaling receptor activity.